GGGGCUGGGUUUGGGAAGUGUCCGGCAAAAGUGGAAGCGAAAGUUCUCAAGAAAUCAGCGAAUUUUGGUCAGUUUGAUCUGAAAGGGGUUAUUUUUGGGGAGAAACAGCCCCGGCUGUGCUGGGAAGGGCAUGAGGAGUGUCUGGAGUGGGGAGAGAGGGGUCUGGAAGUAGGGAGAGCCUGAGCUGAGGAGAUCCUGGAGCUGAGGAGAUCCCGGAGCUGAGGAGAUCCCGGAGCUGAGGAGAUCCUGGCCCAGGAUGGGGUUUAACAUCAGCCGCAUAGUGGAAAUCCAGAUCUCCAACAAGACCCAGAACAUCACCCUGAAGAACGCCAGGACCCACUUCUUCAGCGGCCACAGCGUCAACGUCCCCCAGCCCUCGGUGCCCCCGGGUUCCUCCAGCAGCUGGAAGUUCACCAACAGAACCAUGUUCUGGGGCUGCAACGGGGUCCUGGCCUACGAGGCCGACUCCUUCACCUUGGCCAUCUACUUCUCCAACCCCGUCGACUACAACAGAUUUUCCUUGGAGACGGGCCUGGAGCUGUCCGUGGACAAGGUUCACAAGAGGGACCUGGAGUCCACCUACGACCGCCUGGUCAGGACCGCCCGUGACUGCUCCGACAGCUUCGCGUUCCCCUGUGUCAUCAUCAAGGAAUGGCAGAAUGAAGCCCAGCUGAGCGCCGGCCCCGUCACGGUGACGGCCACCGUGUUCAGAGGCCGGAGCGCUGUCAUGAAGGUGGUGGUGGAGGAACGGGAGGAUUCAGGCAGUGGAGCCAGGAGAGAGACCCCGUGCCGAGCAAGACACACCCAGGAGAAUCCAGAACCUGGACGGCCUUCAGGGGAAGCUUCUGGAGAGCCCAGGAACAGCAGGGAUGGCCAGAGAAACCUGAAGACACUGCCAGAAUCCCUUAAAAACCUCUAGAGCCUUGUAGACAUCUCUAGAACCCUGUAGGAAUGUCUGAAACCCCAUAGAGACCCUCAGAACCCCAUAGACACCUCUAGAACCCUGUAGGAAUGCCUGAAACCCCAUAGAUACCCUCAGAACCCCACAGACAUACCUAGAUUCCUGCAGACACUUCUAGAACCUCACAGGCACAUCUAGAACCCCAAUGGCACCUCUAGAACCCUUCACAGACCAGAGGAACCUUCAGAAGAACCUCACGGGCACCAGGAGAACCUCGGGGGAACCACCGUGACCUUCUGGACACCCCUGGACCUUCAUGGACACCCCCGGGUUGGGGCGUUUCAGCCACCACCGACUCCCACUUUGGGUCCCUCCCCGCAGACCUUCCUCGCUCCCUUUUCGCUUUGCUCAAUAAAAUUAGAAGUUCUUGUA
This is a messenger RNA of Passer domesticus (house sparrow), 1333 nucleotides long. RefSeq lists its product as uncharacterized. Bases 257 to 919 code for a protein of 220 amino acids. The record is from RefSeq and is a predicted model, not a curated record. NCBI's taxonomy places the organism in Eukaryota, Metazoa, Chordata, Aves, Passeriformes, Passeridae. The transcript is spliced from 2 exons.